CUUUCAGUAAGGAACGGCUAAUGUGACUUAUAUCUCUUGCUGACAUCACCCUGAAACACAGCAUCAUCAUCUGCAAACGGCACUAUUCACAAUGUUCAUCAAGACAGUCAUUAUCUUAUUGGCCUCCUUAUCGCACGGAAAAGAAAUUAUGCAGAGACGCCACGAUGUAUCAUCACCUAUCAUGGAUCAAUUCCCAUGGUCCUCCUUCCUCAACAAAACAGGCCUCGAUCCGCUUCAAUAUCUCAAACCUCCAUCUGACGACACACCCGAGACACUCGCCUGCACCACGGCAAGACCUCCAAUCUCAGACAUUCGGGCAUCACUAACGAUAACCAGGAACCUGGUCCCGAUCGACUCGCCUGCCCAGUCGCCAUAGCCGCAUGGUCGAACCUCGCCGAUGCAGAACAGUACAUCUACAUCCCAUUUGACCAAUGCCUAUCCGCAACAGAAGGAACAUGCAGAACUGUUGCGUGCGCGCCCACAGGAAAUCUUACUAUCAAAAGCGAUGAAAUAACAGGACGAAUGUGGAAUCCCGUAUCGACAAAGUGUGUGUUUGGUGGCGUUGGAGGAAUAUGGCAGAAUGAUGGGUCAACCUUGGUCAUUGAGAUGGGAUACGC
Fusarium oxysporum Fo47 is the source of this 617-nucleotide messenger RNA. RefSeq lists its product as uncharacterized. The record is from RefSeq and is a predicted model, not a curated record. Lineage: Eukaryota; Fungi; Ascomycota; Sordariomycetes; Hypocreales; Nectriaceae. The transcript has a single exon. The coding region runs from base 92 to 376 and encodes 94 amino acids.